AUGGACAGGUCUCCUCCCCCCCUCUGAUCUGGGACCUGUGAGUUGAGCCAACAGAGUCUCCGGCCAGCAGAGCCGCCGCUGCCAGCCAUGGACAGCCGACAUCGCUAUUUUUUGUGAGGCUGUGUUCGGAUCGGAAAUAUUCCGCUGGAGAACUGUAUGACAUUUGUGUUUCUGAAGAUGGGAUUAUACAGAAGCGAUCAGAGGAGAAUUGCUUGUUUUGUCGGAAUACAAAAGUCAGCGUGAGACGGCUUCAAACGGGGCCAGCAGAGCCAGACACGACGACAUGGCAAAAAUCGGCAGUGAAAUCUCACUUCCAACCAGGCAGUGGUUGCCCACCAACAAGCCUGAUGAUGAGCUCGCUGUCAUUGAAAAUAGGGACAGCAGGGCUCAGUCUCUUUGUGAAGACAACUCAGAGAGAGCGCUGUCUUCAGAGUCCCACAGAGACUCCGUUACAGGUGCUGGGGCAAUGGCUAGGCUCUCUUACUUCUUCUUCAUGGUGUGGAACUGGGUGUCUCACAGAGUGCACCCCGAAACAGAGAGGCAAGACUCUUUCCUGGAGCGCUUCAGAGGCCCUGAGCUCAAAGACAUCUCCAGUCGAGAGAGCACUGCCCAGUCUGUGGGCCACAACGACACAACCCGGAAGAGAAAUCUUGCCAGUAAGUGGCCGCUAGCUACUUACAACAUGAACAACUGCAACAACACAGACGACAAAAAAGAGGAAAAAAAGGAGGAGAUUAAAAAAGAUGAGAAAAAAGACGAGGAGAAAAAAGACGAGAAGAAAGACGGGGACAAGAAGGAAGAAGAGAAGAAGGAUGAGAAAAAAGAAGAGAAGAAGGAUGAGAAAAAAGACGAGAAGAAAGAUGAUAAGAAAGACGAUAAAAAGAAAGUGGUACCACCGAAAGAAAUCUGGAUUAUGGAUCCAGCCGCAGACCAGUACUACAGAUGGCUGACCGUCAUUGCAGGCCCAGUAUUUUAUAACCUGAUAAUGAUUGUAACAAGAGCCUGUUUUAAUGAACUGCAGGACACAUAUACAAAACUCUGGAUAUUCUUGGACUACACCUCAGAUUUCAUCUACUAUACAGAUACUUUUGUCAGAUCAAGAACAGGUUACCUCGAACAAGGCCUGCUGGUAAAAGAUUCCAAGAAACUGAGAGAUAAAUAUAGAACAACACCUCAGUUCAAAUACGACAUGAUAUCAAUGAUACCCACUGAUCUGCUGUUUCUGAAAUUCGGAUACAACAACCCUGAGUUCAGAUUCAACCGCCUUUGCAAAAUAUCAAGGCUUUUUGAGUUCUUUGAGCGGACUGAAACCAGAACCAGCUUCCCAAACUUGUUUCGUAUCAGCAACCUCGUACUUUAUAUCCUUGUCAUUAUCCACUGGAAUGCUUGUUUGUUCUUUGCCCUUUCAAAAACCAUUGGUUUUGGAUCUGACACAUGGGUAUAUCCCAACAUCAGCCACCCGGAGUACGGCCGCUUGGCCAGAAAGUACAUCUACUCCCUGUAUUGGUCCACACUGACCCUCACCACCAUCGGAGAGACCCCUCCACCAGUCAAGGAUGUUGAAUUCGUUUUUGUAAUCGCCGACUUCCUUACUGGUGUGCUGAUCUUUGCUAGUAUUGUCGGUAACGUCGGUGCCAUGAUCUCCAACAUGAAUGCCUCUCGUGCUGAGUUCCAGGCAAAGAUCGACUCCAUAAAGCAGUACAUGCAGUUCCGAAAGGUCACCAAAGACCUGGAGGCCAGGGUCAUCAAGUGGUUUGACUACCUGUGGACUGAGAAGAAGACCUGUGAUGAGAAGGAAGUUUUAAAGAACCUCCCAGACAAGCUCCAGGCUGAGAUUGCCAUCAAUGUCCAUUUGGAUACGCUGAAAAAAGUACGUAUCUUCCAGGAUUGCGAAGCCGGUCUGCUGAUUGAAUUGGUGCUCAAGCUGCAGCCACAAGUGUUCAGUCCUGGAGAUUACAUCUGUAAGAAAGGAGAUAUUGGCAGGGAGAUGUACAUCAUCAAGGAGGGGAAGCUAGCUGUGGUGGCAGAUGAUGGAGUCACUCAGUUCGUAGUGCUCAGCGAUGGCGCAUACUUUGGGGAAAUCAGUAUCUUGGGAAUCAAGGGCAGUAAAGCAGGCAACAGAAGAACAGCCAACAUUAGAAGCGUGGGAUACUCUGAUCUCUUUGCCUUGUCCAAAGACGACUUGAUGGAGGCUCUCUUGGAGUAUCCAGAUGCCAAAAAAGCUCUGGAGGAGAAGGGGACAGCCAUGUUGAGGAAAGACAACAUGAUUGAUGAGGCAGUGGCCAACGCUGGUGCUGACCCCAAAGACCUGGAGGAGAAGAUCGAAAAACUGCAAGUCAACCUGGAACUCAUGAAGACCAAGUUCGCCCAACUGAUGGCGGAGUUCACCUCCAACCAGACGAAGAUGAAGCAGAGGGUCUAUGAGAUGGAGACCAAAGUGAAAGCCAUACAACCACAGGACCUGUCAGAAGUGGUGGCCGACAAAGAUAAAAAAGUCCAGUAAUGUGAGAGAUACCUGAGGACUUUACAGGAAAUGAAGGGAUUUUUCAUUUAGAAUAGUAGAGUGACACUUUUUAAAGGACCAUGUUUAUAUUCAUUCAUACAUCUGUUUAUCAUCACAAUGUGUCAAAUUGUGUACAGUGUAUGCAGCAACUAUUUUUGUGUGCAUGCUACAAUUGACAAUGUCAUGGUGUCACGAAACACCUCGAGUAUGUUGAUCAGA
Molecule: messenger RNA, 2722 nt
Organism: Sander lucioperca (pikeperch)
Lineage: Eukaryota; Metazoa; Chordata; Actinopteri; Perciformes; Percidae
Gene: cnga3a
Product: cyclic nucleotide gated channel subunit alpha 3a
Exons: 9
Coding region: 284-2503 (739 amino acids)
Biological process (GO): monoatomic cation transmembrane transport
Cellular component (GO): plasma membrane; intracellular cyclic nucleotide activated cation channel complex
Molecular function (GO): protein-containing complex binding; intracellularly cAMP-activated cation channel activity; cGMP binding
Source: RefSeq, a predicted model, not a curated record